Lasiosphaeria miniovina is the source of this 1428-nucleotide messenger RNA. Its product is annotated as putative salicylate hydroxylase. Gene Ontology annotation, molecular function: monooxygenase activity; FAD binding. The record is from RefSeq and is a predicted model, not a curated record. NCBI's taxonomy places the organism in Eukaryota, Fungi, Ascomycota, Sordariomycetes, Sordariales, Lasiosphaeriaceae. The coding region runs from base 7 to 1272 and encodes 421 amino acids. The transcript has 8 exons.
CUCAAAAUGCCCCUCCAAGUAAUCAUUGUCGGUGCUGGUAUCGGCGGGCUCAGUGCCGCCGUCGCCCUUCGCCAGGCCGGCCACUACGUCAAGGUGUUUGAAAAGUCGCAGUUUGCCAGCGAGGUCGGCGCGGCCGUGGCGCUGACGCCCAACGGCACGCGCGUGCUCGACCACCUGGGCUUCGACUGGGCGCGCGCGCGGGCCGACGCCAUGGUCUCGUUUGAGGUCGUCGACGGCGUCACGCUGGCCGGCCUGCACCGCGCCGACACGUCGGACGCGCGCACCCGCUUCGGCGCCGCCUUCUGGACCAUCCACCGCGUCGACCUGCACAACGAGCUCAUGCGCCUGGCAGCUUCACCCAGCGCUGCAGGAGACGGCACCUACGCCCUCCACCUCGGCGCCCGCGUCGUAUCGGCCGACCUGGUCUGCGGCAGCGUCGCGCUCGAGGACGGCUCCCAGCACGUCGCCGAUCUGGUUGUCGGCGCCGACGGCCUGCGCUCUGUUGUCCGCGGCGUCGUGCUGGGCGGCGACGGCGCCGGGUCUGAGCCUACCCCGUCGGGCAUGAACGCUUUCCGCUUCAUGAUCCCCACUACCGAACUGGUGGAUGACCCGGCGUUUCAGGAGCUCAUGCGCGUCAAGGGGCGCGGCAACAGCGUGUUUGCCGACCCCUCCAACGAGACGGAGCGGCACAUGGUCUGGUACACUUGUCGUGGUGGAACAAUGCAGAAUUUCGGCGGCAUCCACGAGACGUCUUCGGAUGAGAAUGCCAGCGUCGACGUCAAGGCCAUGAUGCUCUCUGAGUUCGGCCACUUCCACCCGAACCUGGUUGAACUCAUGCGGAAGGCAGAUCGCGUCACGGACUGGCCGCUCAACUGCCACGACCCGCUUCCGACGUUUGUUCGCGGCAAGGUUGCCCUGAUGGGCGACGCCGCGCAUCCGAUGCUCCCCUUCGGCGCCCAAGGCUCGAACCAAGCCAUCGAAGACGCCGGCGCGCUGGGCGAGCUGUUCCACGGCGUGGACUCGCCAGCACUGGUUCCGGAGCGGCUGGCCAUGUUUGACAGCGUGCGCAGACUGCGGGCGUCGAGGGUGCAGACGCUCUCGCGCGUCCGGCUGGGCAAGGAGAUGCAAGUGCAGGCCCAGCUGCGCCAGUAUGCCGACCCUGCCGGCCGAGACGUGCCGGCCUCCUUUGUCGAGCGCCAGGUUCAUGAUUACGGCUUCGAUGUACUCUCUGCAUGCAGAGGCGUACUCGGUGCGCAAGCGGUUGCGAGCUGAGGGGGUGUUUGGCUGUUUGUUGGCUGUUUGUGUACCUAGGUAAUAAGAACUAGACCGCUAGACCUGGGAGGGUGAACGCGACACCAGAUAAGGCCGGCCUCUCUAUAGUUACCGGCCCUCAUCCGAUCGCAGGGCGCGAAGAGUGCAGGUGCAGGG